Frieseomelitta varia is the source of this 1629-nucleotide messenger RNA. RefSeq names its product aprataxin and PNK-like factor. The record is from RefSeq and is a predicted model, not a curated record. Gene Ontology annotation, molecular function: 3'-5' exonuclease activity; DNA-(apurinic or apyrimidinic site) endonuclease activity; protein binding. The coding region runs from base 207 to 1229 and encodes 340 amino acids. Gene Ontology annotation, biological process: double-strand break repair. NCBI's taxonomy places the organism in Eukaryota, Metazoa, Arthropoda, Insecta, Hymenoptera, Apidae. The transcript is spliced from 4 exons. Gene Ontology annotation, cellular component: site of double-strand break; nucleus.
UUUUUUUCAUAUAUCGCCUCUAAAUUAAAUUUGUAGCUUUUUAACAUAAAACUAUUAUGAAUUAUAAAUAUUGAGUUUAUAUAACUUGAAUUUCAGUGUAAUGAUGAUCAAGUUAUAAAACAUGCUGCAGUAAUAAAUUUAAUAUCUGACAAUGAAAUGACAAUAACACCGGAAUUAUUUUUUAGUAUCAGAUUGCACCAUGUUAUAUGAAGUCUAUUGAAUCAUCGAGAUGGCAACUUCUUAAAUUGGGUGUUACAGUUCCAAUAAAACCUGGAGAUGUUUGUACUCUGGUACCAGAUAAAUGUUGGUUUAAAAUUAUAUCAGUGCCUGAGAGAAUGGAAAAUAAUGAAGACUCUCUACUAAAACGAAAAGCUGAUGAAGAUAUAGAUUCUAAUACUACAAAUGAUAAAAGAUUCUGUUCAGGAGAAGGAGAUAAUUCACAGUCUUCAUGCAGUGCAUUGGAUAAAAUAUUAAAUAAUAAUAGUGAUAUAAAUAAAAUUAAUGUUGAAAAAACUGUUAUAGAUGAAAAUAAUUUAUUAUAUAAUAAUGAUGAAGAUAAAAUACAGGAUUUAAACUCUACAUUAAUGUGUGAACAUCAUAACAUAGAUCAAUCAUCUGUAAUUAAAGAAGAUUAUAAAGUUCAAAAUAUGAAUAUAAAGGACAAUAAACCUUCUACAAGUGAACAGAUUUUAAGUCUUAAGGAGAAUUUAGAUUUACCUUGCACAAAUGAAGACAAUGAAAUAGAUACAAUGGUAGAAGAUACACAAUCCUAUAUUUCAAAUGGACAGGAAUCAGAAACAUAUAACAAUACUACAAUAAAUAAUUUUAGAAGAAACAAAUGCAAAUAUGGAAAGAAAUGCUAUAGGAAAAGUUCGCAGCAUAAAAAUAUAUUUAGUCAUCCUGGAGAUUCUGAUUAUGAUAUAUCUGAUAAUAGACAAGAAUGUCCUUAUGGUACUAGAUGCUAUCGUAAAAAUCCUCAGCAUAAAAUAGAAUUUAAACAUAGUGAUACAAAUAUUACAAAUAAACGUAAGAAACAGAAUUCAAAACGAACUAAAGUACAAGAAUCUUUGGAUACUUUAAGUGGAAUGGAAGAUUCAUCUGUAGAGGAAUCUGCUGAAGAAUCUGUUGAUGAGUCUGAAUAUGAACCUUCUGAUAUUGAAACUUCUGAUGAUAAUGAAAUGUAUUCUGACAAAAAUGAAAGCGAACUAGAAAAUGAUAUUGCUGACUAAGACAUAAAUAUUUUUUCAUUUCAAAAUAUUUGGAUAUUUUUGAAUUACUUAUAUAGAUUUAAUUGUGUGUUUAAUUUUAUAUUCAUGUUUGCCAUAAAUUUUUAUAUUUACAUGAAAACAUAUGUCAAUAUAAGAAACAUGACAAUAUAAAAAUUAUAUAUCUUAUAAAUAUUUUUGCAAUAUUGAAGUUGAUAAGUGAGUAUAAAGAAAUUUUAUUUCUUACAAAUAUCAGAUGUAUAAAAACAAUGUUAAAUAAACAACUUAAGAAUAAUUAUAAUAUGAUUAUAUUUUUUUAUGUAAUUAUUUUUAAGUAUUCAAAUUUAUUACAGUGAACCCUUGAUCUUUGAAUGAUUUAAUGUUCGAAAAAACUGAAAUUCAAAUAAAAAAUUCGAGAAUUCAA